AUGGGAAGGUGUAAACUCCCGGAACGGGAACGAGACGCCGGUUACUGCCUCCUUUUCGUCGAAAAUCUCAGAGGCGCCGCACUUGAGUGGUUUUCUCGUCUUGACAGAAACUCCACCGGAAGUUUCCGCCAGCUAGCCUCGGCAUUUCUCAAACAAUUCUCCAUGUUCAUGGAUAGAGAAACUUCCGACGUGGACUUAUGGAGUUUAGCUCAGAAAGAAGACGAGCCACUCCGCGAAUUCAUGAGAAGAUUCAAACUGGUGAUGUCCAGGGUAACGGGAAUCAGCGACAAAGUCGCAAUAGAUGCCCUAAGAAAAACCCUCUGGUACAGGUCAAAGUUCCGAAAGUGGAUAUCUCUGGAAAGACCGCGGACGAUCCAGGAUACCCUCCAUAAGGCCACAAACUUCAUCAUCAUGAAAGAUAAGAUGAAAGUCCUAGCGCAAAAGCACAGGCCGCAGAAACCAUCCUGCAAGAAGAAAUCCUCCCGUAACGACAAAGUACGUCCACCACGAGGGGAAGACGUCCAAGGCGAACAUAACUACACCGUCAAUUCCGAACAGGGUAAAACCUCCGGAAAAACUUGGACCAGGAACCAGUACAAGGAUAAUUCCUACUGCGAGUUCUAUCAGGUCAGAGGUCACUCCACCACCAACUGCAAGGUCCUUGGCGCCAGGCUCGCUGCAAAGCUCUUCGCCGGCGAACUAGCAAAGGUCACGAGCAUAAAAGACCUGGUCCUGGAUUCCGAUCGCCCGCCGAAGACUGAUAAGGCCGCUCCCGAGAACAGUGCGCCUGAAAAUCAGUCGGCUUACGGGCAAAAAGCCGAGACCAGUUCCAACUGGCUUCCGGAAAACGACGUCCCCAACCACACGAUCGUUUUCGAGGAACAAGAAACCGUCGGAAUCGACAAGCCUCAUUACGAUCCUCUAGUCAUCGAUUUGGUAAUCCAAGAUCUCGAAGUCGGCCGCAUCCUUGUCGAUACAGGAAGUAAGGUCAACAUCAUGUUCCGCGACACCCUCCAUAGGAUGGAUAUCCCGCUUGGAGAAGUCAUCCCGGAGCCAAGACCUCUAACUGGAUUCUCGGGCGUCACCUCGAUGACCCUCGGGAGAAUCAAACUCCCGGUCAUGGCUAAGGAAGUUACAAAAAUCGUUGAGUUUGCAGUAGUUGAUAAUCUGGCCAUUUACAACGUGAUUAUGGGAACCCCCUGGAUAAACGCCAUGAAGGUAGUACCAUCCACAUAUCAUCUUGGCAUCAAAUUCCCGACUCCAACUGGAACCGCAGUAAUCUGGGGAAGCCAGAAACAGUCUAGACUUUGCUUCCUAGCCGAGCACCAACUACGAAAAAACCGGAAUGCCCCCGCGGCUAACCCAAAGCGAGCGAACAAAUCGCUAAACAUUCCCGAGAACUCGGGAAAGGAUGAUCCAGAAUCGUCCAAUUUAGCAACGACUCAAGACGACGUCAAAGUCCCCGAGUCCAUCGCCGUAGAAGCGGACAACUCAACUCCCGAAAAUACCGCCGACCUAGCUAGUACGGUUGAGACGUCGACACUCGGAGAGUAG
This is a messenger RNA of Brassica napus (rape), 1554 nucleotides long. RefSeq lists its product as uncharacterized. Lineage: Eukaryota; Viridiplantae; Streptophyta; Magnoliopsida; Brassicales; Brassicaceae. The coding region runs from base 1 to 1554 and encodes 517 amino acids. The transcript has 2 exons. The record is from RefSeq and is a predicted model, not a curated record.